UUCGGCUCCCCUGAGCGGGUGCCCGCAGACGUACCCUAGCCUCCCUUAGAACCCGGCGCUGCCGCCCGGCGACUUGUCCGGGGAACGUGGACAAGCCCCCUCAGCCGCUCAGACAGAGCCCGCCAGGUCACCCUCCUCCAUAAACCGAGGUGGGUCACCUUCCUUCGUAAAGCGAGGCGGGGUCUCAGUGAACCUAUGAGAUGGCAGUGAUGGAGAUUAUGUGCCAAAGUGCACCAGACUCAGAUAUUGGGCACCAGAAGGAGCUUGCCAAGGGAAAGAGCCAGAUUCCAGCCAAGAAGUCCAGCUCUGUCUGCAAGCUUGAAACUGUGGAAAAGAACCGGGUUUUCUGUGGGCAAUGGGAAAUCCUGAACGAUGUAAUCACCAAAGGGACGGCCAAGGAAGGCAUGGAAGGAGGAUCGGCCUCUAUCUCCAUCAUUGCCCAGGCAGAAUGUGAGAACAGCCAAGAGUUCAGUCCUACCUUUUCAGAGAGAAUUUUUAUUGCUGGCUCAAAACAGUACAGCCGAUCUGAUAGUCUAGACCAAAUCCCCAACAAUGUCGCCCAUGCAACGGAGGGGAAAAUGACCCCUGCCUGUUGGAAGGCAAAGCGUCGAAACAAGGCUGGGAAGAAACGAAAGAAGAAAAGUUCCAAGGUGCUAGGCCAGAGGGGUGGACCCUUGGCCAAGCCUCUCCCCAAAACUCCUGAGCAAGAAACCUGCAUGAUCCCUGUACAGGAGGAUGAGUCCUCAGGCCCAUAUUUCAGCAAUGUCCCUCAGUUCUCCAACCGUCCAAAAGAGAUGCGCCACAGCCCAUUGGUUUUUGAGAAGGUUGGAGUAGGCCUGCAUUCAGCACUGAAAACACACCCUCGAGCUGAACUCCAUAAACUGAUCAGCCCAGUGCAGUGCCUGAACCACGUGUGGAAACUUCAUCACCCCAAGGACUUCAUCCCCCAACCAGACCUACUGCGCUCUUCCCCCUACAAGAAAUUGCCCCAUCCUUUCCCCUUCUCCCCACUUCUCGUUCAAAAGCCCAGACCGUUGGGGACCUUCUUGCUGGGCAACUUGGCCCGUGUAGAUAGCCAGCGCCACCUGUCUGGCUUAGGCCUGGAAACACCCUGUCCAAAGCAUGGCACCUCUGAGAAGCUUUCCGUGGAGGAAUAUCUCGUGCAUGCCCUGAAAGGGAGUGUGAGUGUGGGUGAGCCCAGGAACCUCACCAGCCUUGCCAAGACCUGGCGAGGAGGAGGGACAGGUCACCGAGGCCCAGUACCGGAGACAGAAGAAAACGAAGGCGUCCUGCUCACUGAGAAACUCAAACCAGUGGAUUACGAAUACCAAGAAGAAGUUCACUGGACCAAGAGCCAAGACUGCCUGGGCAGAGGUUCCUUUGGGGAGGUGUACAGAAUGGAAGACAAGCAGACAGGGUUUCAGUGUGCUGUCAAAAAGGUGCAUGUCGGAGUUUUUCGUGCAGAAGAGUUAACGGCAUGUGCUGGACUGACGUCACCCAACUUUGUCCCUUUGUAUGGUGCUGUGAAGGAAGGUCCUUGGAUCAACAUCUUCAUGGAGCUGAUGGAAGGUGGCUCACUGGGUCAGCUGAUAAAACAGAAAGGCUGUCUACCUGAAGACCGAGCCCUUUAUUAUUUGGGACAAGCCUUGGAAGGGCUGGAAUAUCUCCAUACACGAAGGAUUCUUCAUGGAGAUGUGAAAGCUGACAAUGUUCUCUUGUCUGGUGAUGGCAGCCGGGCGCUCCUCUGUGACUUUGGCCAUUCCACCAAUUUGCAGCCUGAUGGCUUGGGAAAGUCCUUUCUUACAGGGAACUACAUCCCUGGCACAGAGACCCACAUGGCUCCAGAAGUGGUGAUGGGAAAACGCUGUGACUCCAAGGUAGACAUUUGGAGCAGCUGCUGCAUGAUGCUGCACAUGCUCAAUGGGCGUCACCCUUGGACCCACUAUUAUAGUCGGCCUCUCUGCCUCAAGAUUGCCAAUGAGCCACCACCUGUGAGAGAGAUUCCGCCCUCUUGUACCCCUCUUACUGCUCAGGCCAUCCAGGAGGGCCUGGAGAAGGAGCCUGUCCAGAGGGCAUCAGCCACAGAGCUGAGGAGGAAAAUCUGUCUGGCAUUGCAGCAUGUGGGAGGUUUGAAAAGUCCUUGGAGAGGACAAUAUAAGGAACCAAGACAGUUGCCUUCAAACAAAGAGAAUAGUCUAGAAAUACUGGAAUCGUUGUCUUUGCCAAGUGGGCCCAUCCCAGAGGCUCCAGGGCCUGGGCUGGCCAUUGAGGCAGUGGGUUUGACCACCAAACUUCAGCCACCUUUACCACCAGAGCCACCAGAGCGAAAUAAGCUGUUGCCCCUGAGGCUGAGCCAGGAGGAGUCUGGGACCUGGGAGCCUCUGCCCCUUUCUUCCCUGGGCCACGUCCCCACCAAGAGCUGCAGUUCAGGGGAGCGAAAAUCAACCUCUUCAGAUGAGGAACUCCAGCAGCUUGAGAUAGAAUUAUUUCUGAACAGCCUGUCUCAGCCAUACUCCCUAGAGGAGCAGGAGCAGAUGCUGUCAUGUCUCAGCAUUGACAGCCUCUCCCUAUCUGAUGCUGGUGAGAAGAACCUGUCCAAGGUUUCUCAGAGCUUACGAGAGAACUUCAGCUCUGGAAUCCACUCGUGGAACAGUCAGGCAGAUGGGCAGAGUUUCAGCUGGAACAACCUACUGGGGCGAAGCCGGCACACAGACACGCCCAGCUAUUUCAAUGGUGUGAAAAUCCAAAUCCAGUCUCUAAACGGUGAGCACCUGCAUAUACGAGAGUUCCACCGAGCCAAGGUGGGAGACAUCGCCACGGGAAUCAGCAGCCAGAUCCCUGCCUCUGCAUUCAGCCUGGUGACCAAGGACGGGCAGCCUGUACACUAUGACAUGGAGGUACCUGACUCGGGCAUCGACCUUCAGUGCACCCUGGCUCCCGACUGCAGCUUCAGUUGGACCUGGAGAGUCAAGCAUGGUCAACUGGAGAAUAGGCCCUAGCCUCCCGGCCUUCCAGCCCCAGAGCUUGGGAUGCUAGCAAUCAGCCUUGGAGGUCCUGGAAUAUGUACCAGCUUUUGGUUCUACCCGAAGAGGACAGCAAGUGGACUUGGCCUUCUCCAAGAGAUUUGGCAUCUGGCAGUAGGGAAGAAGGUUGGAAACCAGAAAGCUGGGACUUGGAAACUUGUGAUGGUCCACCCAGCAGUCCACCAGUGUAAUGGAGAAAUGGGGUGUGUGUGUGUGUAUGUGUGUGUGUGGGUGUGUGGGUGUGGGUGUGUGUCUGUGUCUGUGUCUGUGUCUAUGUCUAUGUGUAGUCAUCUUCACUUGAGUCCUGACUACGUGAACUGGUAUGGGCCUUGCUCUGUGUGGAGGAGGAAGACAUUUAAAAUCUUCCUUCCUAGGAAUAGAAAGGAGUUCCCUCUCUUGGCAGAGAAAAGAUGGUGUGGCAUGUUCAGCAGCAGUGAAUCACUUUACGGCAAUAGGGAGAAAUCAGCUUUGAAUCUGGAGUUGAAGGGAAAUGUGGGACAGCCACUUUGCCCUGCUUUCCUCCAGCAGGUAGGUGUGAACAGGAUGGCUUUCCGGAAGGUGCUCACCUGUUUGCAGUUACAGGAACUGGUGAGGAGGAUGGGGCGCUUCCUUUAGUUAAUGAGGAGGCUGAGGCGGUCCAUUUUUUGCUCCCCUCUGGCUGGGCCGCAUUCCACCCGCUCACCUUCAUGCUGUAAUUAGGACCUUGAUAUGAAGUCUUCUCUUCCUUCUAUUUAAAAUGAGAGACUUUUCAAAUGCAAAGAAAAAAAUCCGUAGAGGCAUAAAUGUCCCGUUAGAAUUCUCUUCUCCAAUUUUUUGGGGGGGGCAUAUAUAUUUGAGAAGGUAUUUGUGUGACAUGAAUCUUGAUAGAAGCAAGUUUGUCUGAAUCCCACAAUGCCUAAUGCAUGUUUUCUGUACUGUAGGCAGUGGGUCAACAGCCUACUCAGUGAGUUUCUCUUUCCCACUUACGUCGCAUCUUGGAAGUCAGGCUAACUAGAGCUUCUGGUCACAGCAUGUUUGAGAAGUCCUUUACUGUCCCAGGUAGAGGAGUUAGCAUCAGACUGUUUCAGAGUUCUCUUCAUGGACAGCCGAAUUAGGACUGACUGGGCAUGGGGAGAGAAGCACAUUUUAUUCCCAGCUCUACCAAUGCUUCUGGGCCCUUAGGCACACAAGUCUCCCUUAGUUUUCUCAUAUGUAAAAGUGGUUGCAGUAAUCCUUCGUUUCUAAGGGUGUGAUUAUGAUAAAAUGAGAUAAUUGGUAUGAAAGCACUUUGCAAAGUGAAGUACCCCGCAAAACGUCGGCUCUUAUUGGUUCUAGCUGCCAGGUUCAGCCAGACCAGAACCUCAGACCCUUGAUUUCAUUCACAUGUCGAGUGUCCCACUCAACAGGGAUCCAGUGGGGCAGAUCAAGGCACUGAGGCGCCUUGGGCUGCAUGGGCUGACCGAGGCCACAUCACGUCCGUGUUCCUGCAAGCACUGACAGCAGCACUUUGGGUCCUCAUGCAUCCUUUUUUGUCAAAGCACUUUGGCAGCAUCGCUGCCCACUUUAAAGGCAAGUUGUUUUCCUUGUGUCCCCCGCCUUUUAUUUUUACACAUAAACAGAUGAUUGUAAAGUCUAAGCAGAAUGAACUCAGAUUUCCCACCUACUUUUCCCCCCAUUCCCCACCUGCCUGGGAGAGGUGCUGAAAAAGAAUUUUGCCUUUGUCAGGGGCAGAGCACAGCCUAAGCAUUGACCUUCUGGCUCCUGCCUCCUUCCCAUUCUGAUCACUGUACCCUCGCCAGCAUUAAGCCAACUGUGAACUGUUUACAUUUAGGAGGAGGGACAGUCGUGACAUCACCAGCCCCCUAGCUAAUCUGGGAUGGGAGUCUUCUCGCCCUGGCCUCCUCCCUUGGGUCUUUUCGUUCUACAGAUGGGUCCAUCAGAGGAUACCGAGCCCCCUCUAAAGGCUCUGGCAUGGCUGUGUUCCCACCAGAACUUUCCGUGACAUCAUGGGCAUAGGAGUUGAGCUGAAUCAAGGUUAAGGGUCUGAGAGCACCAAAGCUUGACAGAUGGGUGUGGAUGAGCAGGAGCGUGCUCCACUGGAAAGUCUGGAGUCAAACAACCUGUUUUCAAAUUCUGUCUCUGCCCCUUGUAUGACCCCAUGCAAGUCCCUUAGGCUCUUUGACCUUCAGUCUCCUCAUCUGUAAAGAGGAAGUUGGACUAAAAGACAGCCUAAGGUCCCUUCCAGCUCUAAAUCUAUGGUCCAGACAUGUGAAGGACAUCUUAAGGUCCCUUAAGAUGGUUGCUUCGGGGGGGGGAGGGUGGCAUAAACACGUUGUGAGGGCCCAGGUUUCUCCAGUCGUUCCACCUGAGUGCAGCCACUGAGAAUCCCAAAUGCCAAUAGACACUUGUGGUGGAGCCACAGCUGCCCAGCCAAGGACAGAUGUCUCACCAAACACUGGAGAACAAGUCCCUCCUUGCACCACCAUCAGUACUGACAAAGAUGGACUGACUUUUCAGAGUUGGAUUGUAAAUGUUGCCUUUUUUAAAAAAAAUAAAGUUUGGAAUGAUGAUUAUUUUCCU
Vombatus ursinus (common wombat) is the source of this 5582-nucleotide messenger RNA. It is a transcript of the gene MAP3K14, whose product is annotated as mitogen-activated protein kinase kinase kinase 14. Gene Ontology annotation, molecular function: ATP binding; protein serine/threonine kinase activity. Gene Ontology annotation, biological process: protein phosphorylation; positive regulation of canonical NF-kappaB signal transduction. Bases 201 to 2999 code for a protein of 932 amino acids. NCBI's taxonomy places the organism in Eukaryota, Metazoa, Chordata, Mammalia, Diprotodontia, Vombatidae. The transcript has 16 exons. The record is from RefSeq and is a predicted model, not a curated record.